Molecule: messenger RNA, 1432 nt
Organism: Gambusia affinis (western mosquitofish)
Lineage: Eukaryota; Metazoa; Chordata; Actinopteri; Cyprinodontiformes; Poeciliidae
Gene: fgl1
Product: fibrinogen-like 1
Exons: 7
Coding region: 84-1028 (314 amino acids)
Biological process (GO): negative regulation of T cell activation; regulation of immune response
Source: RefSeq, a predicted model, not a curated record
CUUAGAAGAAUCAGUCUGCUUUACUAACUCCCUGCUUGGUUGUGCUGCAAUUUGUCAACAAGAAGAGAAAGAGAGGCCCCACCAUGGCCCUGCUAACAGCACUGAUACUGCUGGCAGCCUGCACCCAGUUUGUCAAGGCGUCAGACGGCUGUGGCGGGGAGCUGGCUCGGUUGCAGCAGCAGGAGCAGCUGUUGAAGAGACAGCUACAGAAACAGGAGCUCCUCCUACGCAGCUUACAGCUGAUGACCCAACAGGGCAAUAACGAUGCCGGAUCUGACCGGGUCCAGGACACCCAGCACGCAGACUGCUCCCAGGUCUACAGUUCUGGGUUCAAAUCCAGCGGUCUGUAUCGGAUCAGGCCCAGUGGGAGCCCCUCAGCGGUCAAGGUCUACUGUGAUAUGACUGAAGGAGGAGGAUGGACUGUCCUGCAGAGACGGGUUAAUGGCACAGAGGCAUUUAACAGGUCGUGGACAGAGUAUAAGGAUGGUUUUGGAGACCUGAAUGCAGAAUUUUGGCUUGGAAACGACAACCUGCAUUUCCUCACAACACAAGGAAAUUAUUCAGUGAAGAUCAACUUGGAAGACUUUGAUGGCCACCAGCGCUAUGCUGAGUACAAGAACUUCCAAGUAGCAAAUGAAAAGAAGCACUACCGCCUUUCCUUUGGAGACUACGUUGGUACCGCUGGAGAUGCUUUGACUGGAAGCUAUCAGGUUCCUGAGGUCAAAUGGGCCAGUCACCAGGGCAUGAAAUUCAGCACCUAUGACCAGGACAAUGACAACUACAGAGGGAACUGCGCUCAGGAAGACAAAGGGGGCUGGUGGUUCAAUAAAUGCCACUCGGCCAAUCUCAAUGGCGUGUACUAUCCUAACGGACACUACAGUGCUUCCACGGAUGACGGUGUGGUCUGGUAUCCUUGGAGAGGGUGGUGGUACUCGCUGAAGACCAGCAUCAUGAAGCUGAGACCUGUAGACUACAAAACCCGUCUCGUUGACGACCAGGUGGCAGUUUCUCUCAAGCCACCUUCCUAGGUUAUGCUUGCUUUGGCAAAUGGAGCAAAAAUACUUUGCAAUCACCCAUAUCUUUGUAGUACUUACAACUGCAUUGACCAUUUCCUGUUAACGUAUAAGAAUCCUGUAUUGUGUCGGGGCAAAGCUGAGUUGCAUACACAAUACGGCGCAAACAAAGGGACAAAAUUGAGAAUGUGUGAAAGUUUUGGUCAGUUCUACAGACUUAAAUGUUGUAAGAGGAAGUUGCAGCUGUCUGGUUUGAAGACAUAAGAGGAAGUCUGAAGUCAGCGUUAUUGAGAAGUAAUGAAACAUUGGAUUGACAUGAGAUAUUAUCACACAGCUGUAGUUGACUGAACACGUAUAUUUUAUCUGAACCACGGAGUGGCAUAUUCUUUCAAAACUGCUCUGUCAAACAUUGUGCUAAU